This is a messenger RNA of Cavenderia fasciculata, 111 nucleotides long. RefSeq lists its product as uncharacterized. The coding region runs from base 1 to 111 and encodes 36 amino acids. NCBI's taxonomy places the organism in Eukaryota, Evosea, Eumycetozoa, Acytosteliales, Cavenderiaceae. The record is from RefSeq and is a predicted model, not a curated record. The transcript has a single exon.
AUGUAUUGUCGAGAUCAAAGUCUUGGUGUCCGUAAAAGUGUCCUCUUACAAACUCGUGCAAUACAUUCUUGUGCUUGGCAUGCAAGUUUUGAAACUCGUGCAAUGCUGUAA